CGGUUAGCCGGUUGCCGGCAUCACGUUUUUCGACCAGCUAUAAAAACUUAUCUGCCAUCAGUAGGGCGUCGUGAUAAUCAGCGGGACGGAAGUUUCAGUAAAAGUGUGUCAUCGUAAUGUGUGAAAGGCGAUAAUAAUGGUUGCGUCAAUGAAAGCGAUUACGUUUGUUGGGAACUUGAUUGGUUGUAUCAACGAACGUCAUUAUCAUCUGCGCGUGCAGAAUGUUACUGCAAGAUAAAUUACUCGCGAUUCUCAAUAUGCGAAAAGAAAUAAAUAACCAGUCGGCAGAGUCGUUAAAUUGAGAUUUAUUAUAGUUCGGAGAUAACGAUUAAAAAUAGGAGCAAACAACACCGUUGCAGCGUUUGUUUCUGAGAAGCGUAUAAAAAUAUCAUUGUAUUAAGAAACGGAGUCUGAUGCAAGCCUGCAACUUAUCUUCUUCUUUUUAAACGACUCUUAAUGUCGCGAAAGUGUCCACGACUGCUAACAAAAACUCUUUAAACGUUCUUGAGCAAAAGAGAAAAAGAAAUAGAGGCUACGACAUACCCUAUUAAGUAUAUUUCAUCACUACGCUUUUUUAUUUUCCGGAUUCUCUGUCCUAAAAAAAUCUCCGAAACAUGAUGUUCUUUUAAAUAAUGUCCUAUAAAAUGCGCGUUUGUGGUGAGCAGAAUAUUAUCUCAGUCGGACUCGACGGAAGAAACGUUUAAUUUAAAUUCAAUAUUUCCGACAUUGAAGUAUACAUAUUCGAUGACUAUUCACCGGAUUUUGUCCUCUCAUCUCUAGAAUAUUUAUUAGGACUAUAUCUUAAAAGACAGGUUCCAGAAAUUUCAGGAGAUCAAGUGUACGGUCCUGUAGGCGGUAUGUGUGCAGUUCGGAAGCGAUGUUCCAACCGCGCAUGUGAACGAGGAGCCGCGCGGGCGCCCGUGCUCCGUCUCGUCUCGAUCCUCUCGGAUCUUUUUUUCUUUCUCUCAGCCGUAAUAUCCCGUUCGUCGCGUCGUGCGUCGUCGUCGGCCUACCGCACGUUUCGCACGCGAUAUUUCAACGAUUUCAACGCCGACACGCCGCGCCGGGACUUUACGCGCGAGCGAGGGGCGUGUGUUUACCGCGUGCGGACUGCGGGCUUUGACCGUCGCCGGGUUUUCGUCUCGCCUCGCAUCGCAUUGACCCGAUCGGCGUGGCGGUGUCGUCCACCACCGACGCACGUUGCAGCGGACGGGGUCCGGCUUCCGUGGGCACGUAAGCCUCGACACGUGUGCCUAAGGUACGUUCGUGCGUAUAUGCGUGCGUACGUGCGUAGUACGACGGCGACGCACGCGCGACGGGAAUCGUCGGCGAGGUGACGUUGCGGGGACGUCCGUCGUGUCGGUGGAUUUUCGGACACCGCGAACGCGAAUCGCGAGAGGAUUGUGUGCGUCACGCCCGUCACGGUGCGUGUUGCGCGUAAGUAGUGGCGCCCUUCGCCGAGACCAGAUUCGUCGUGGGCGAAUCCCUUCGCACGACCGACCGAGGAAAACUGGAGCUUGCAUGGGGGAGAACAAAAGCCACGCCUGACUAAUACUAAUGUUGUAUCCCUGGAAAAACUAUUGGGAACAAUCGGUGCAGAGGGGAAUGUUCCGAUAGUCGGGAACAACGUGUGUUUUUCUCAACGCGCAUUGUUCUACGUGCCGCUGGGCAUAAUGGUAAAACCGGAGGCUAACAUCGCGGUUUUUACAAAGAUACUAUACAUGAGUCACGCAACACAUAUACGGUGUUGAUCCUGACGAGCGGAUAUCGUAUACGAGUUCCGCUGAAAAUCUCAAUCAACAAAGACGCAUUAAUCGCGCACCGUUUCACCCACGGAACACGACCAUGCACUCGAACAUAAUAUUACUGUCGACGUUGGUGGCCUUCGUCACCGCCGAGAGAAUUCUAAUGACAGAGGUCUUCGUCAUUCCCAUCAGACCCGAGACUUUCGAUUGGAAUACAGAUGGAUACUCAGAUCAGUUUUCGUAUCAACCUUCUUUGCUGAACGCCCCCGAUCUCCCGUCAUGGAUACAUUACACCUACAGCAAGAAGGAUCAUCACGGUUUUUUAUACGGCGUCGCGCCUAUAGAUCAAAAGUAUUUUCAGCUGGAGAUCGUGGGGUUGAACAAACACACCUACGAAACCCGUUACAAAGUGCUCGACAUGAACGUGAUCGAGAGAGAGAAUUUGACCAAGUACGAGGUGCACCUGAAAAUCGACAAUCUAAACGUGGAAGACAUGUUCGAUCGUAAUCGCACCCAAAAGCUCCUCGAUAUAUUCAGAAAAAAGUUAUGGAAAGGCGCUACGGACCUGUACGUGACUUUUUUGGCGUCUGCGAUUGAGCUCGGAGCUCGUUUACCCCUGAAACCCAGCGAAGGCGAAGGAGUCGUCGUGAGACUGGGUAGUACGGUGCCGUUCUCGCAGGAAUUGAACGAGUUGCAGGAGGAAGUGAAGCCGCUAUGGAAAAUGCCAUCGUGCCCCAGAGACUUCAAGAGGACCAGUGUAGAAAUACUCUUCCGAGAGGCUGAGUUCAGAUUGGACUGGUGUUCCUUCAGAUUACUGGAGGAAGAUCAACAGAGUCUGCAGCACGAGAGCGCCCGGAGGGGCCCCAGCGCGAACGUCGUGGGUUUACCGUCGUCGGGCAUCUCCGAGCACACGGAGUGGCGGUGGGCCCGUUCAACGAAGGCCAGCAUACCCACGAGAAGCUACUUCAAGGAGAUCGCCACCACAAUUUUCGUACCGGUCGCACUGCUCCUCGUGCUGGGCGCCUUACUUAGCACCGCUUUCUGUCUACAUCACGAGAAAAUGUAAGCGCACGAUACAUCUCGGUUGGAGGAAAAACCAGUCAAACUUGUUUCAAAACGAUGAUUAUUUGCAUUCCAGAAAAACUGAUUUUAGCAAUUUUAUCUGCAUAUUUCUCUUACAUUGUAAUUAAAACGCUUCUGUUUUAUAUCAAUUUUUUUUAAUCUUUAAUUGACAUCAAACUUUUUUUACGUAUUGACGGCGCGCAUAAAAAAAUUGCAUAAGAGAUUCUAUGCUGUGGCUGAGAGUGGGAUGAAGAUACGCAAGUCGGAGUCUUUUCUCUAGGCUAGUCAUAUAAAAUGAGUAAAUGUUUGUUGUUUUGAGGAUCAGCAGACGUAAAAUAAUAUGUUUAUGAAUGUAAAAAUGGCACAAAAUAUCAGCAAAUAAGUCUAUAAAUGGUAAUACAUUUAAAAAAAAGAAUAACAUACACGCUGCAUAAUGUAUUAAAAUAAACAAAAAAGAAUAGUCUGAAAUGAUGUAUUGCUAAAUUUCAAUUAUAAUAUUGUACAUUAAAAAAAAGAUGAUGUAUCGUAGCUCUUUUGCCGUUAACAUGUAAAUGUGGUGAAACAAAAUGAAAUAUGUCGCAUUAGCAAAAGGAUAAGGCCGUCCAGAAACACACGUGUCAUAAAGUGACAUUCACGAAAGACCAGAACAGUAUCAAGAAAUUUACGCGAGUACAAAAAAGGAUGGCUUCGAACACGAACGGAAGCAUUUAUCCAAUUUAUGGCACAUGUAAUUGUGCUAAUAAUUAUAACACUUGAAGAGUGGGGGAUAUUAUCGAAAACACAGUUUCAUAUACAAAGUGGCCGACUAUUAUCAAAGAAUAUCUGACUAACAGACUCAAAGCUAGUUCUUGUUGAGCAAGAACAUUUUAAUCAAGAAGAAGACAAUGUCGAAUUACCAGAAGAUGUCCUAUCAGAACAUUUAAUGUUGCAGGCUAAAAGAUUUAGAAGAAUGACGCGCGAUCAAUUUUUCGCCGUGGAAAAAUCGAUUUCGAAUUAGACAAAGAUAGACGAAGUUUAUACUUAUGUAGCUUUUCCAACAUUUUUGUAAGAUUAAGAACUGUAUAUUUUGCCGUAUACAUUAUCACGUUCCAGUUUCCUUUCCUUGCAGCUCAAGGCAAUAAAAACGGACGUUCAGGGACGGUUAAUUUGCGAUGAAUCGCAACGAGGCGGGCACUAUCUUUCGAGAGGCACGCGGUAAAAAGUAUUGCAAUUACAGUCAUCGGGAUAAUGUAAUUUACAUACGCGACACAAACAACCAAUUGCAGGCAUAGUAUAGACAUAGAAUUGAGAUUCUUGUACGUGUGACGUAACCGAUCCAAUUAUGAUCUUAUUAUGGACUCUAUGUGCGUCACGUUUAUUUUGCACGCAUACGUAUUUAGUUGGUAAAACGAAAAAAAAAGGACUAUUUUAGCUCGUCGAACGUCAAACCUAUUUUAGGAUUGAAUUAACGAUAAACUGAUAGCACAGAUAAUUGCAAAUAAAUGCAUAACGGUUUAACAUACCUAUUAUUUAUAAUUUUUAAUACAAGGUUUUUGCGAAAGUUUACGUACGGAUGACUAUUUUCCAGUCAUCAUCAUCAAUCGCUCCAAUUUUGCCGUGAACUAUUGAAACAAUUAUCUAUUAUAUGCUGCCGAUAAUUUCUAAUAAGUAUUCCCGAUCCCGAGAGCGCGUGACUGUUUCUGGGUUCUGUUAUUGGCAAUGCUUAAUUAAUUAGCUGUCAAUAACAUCGGUAAUGCUCCGUGUCGCUAUCUACCACAGAAACCGAUAAGGAGAAAGAGAAAACGAGAAAAGAAAGCAGAAAAGAAAACACGAGUAUAAUAAUAAGAAUA
Molecule: messenger RNA, 4636 nt
Organism: Temnothorax curvispinosus
Lineage: Eukaryota; Metazoa; Arthropoda; Insecta; Hymenoptera; Formicidae
Gene: Scgalpha
Product: alpha-sarcoglycan
Exons: 8
Coding region: 1846-2811 (321 amino acids)
Cellular component (GO): sarcoglycan complex
Source: RefSeq, a predicted model, not a curated record